Molecule: messenger RNA, 6092 nt
Organism: Lycium barbarum (goji berry)
Lineage: Eukaryota; Viridiplantae; Streptophyta; Magnoliopsida; Solanales; Solanaceae
Product: DNA-directed RNA polymerase II subunit RPB1
Exons: 14
Coding region: 209-5752 (1847 amino acids)
Biological process (GO): transcription by RNA polymerase II
Cellular component (GO): RNA polymerase II, core complex
Molecular function (GO): DNA binding
Source: RefSeq, a predicted model, not a curated record
UUCUCGCCUUUGUUUGCAAAGCCUCUUCUCAAAUCGAGAGGAGACAAAGAGCGAAAGCAAAAUUCAGAUCCCUACUAAUCAACUGAAACUAACUGAGAAUCGAGUACUAAAAUAGAAACUAUAAGCAUCUAUAAAUCAAAACCCCAUAUUACAAUUAUCGAAACUGCUUAAUUAAUUACUGUAAAGUUGAAACCUAGAUUGCGCCACCAUGGAUUUGCGCUUCCCUUAUUCACCGGCGGAGGUUGCCAAAGUCCGGAUGGUCCAGUUCGGCAUUGUCAGCCCGGACGAAAUUAGACAAAUGUCAGUGGUGCAUAUUGAGCAUGGUGAGACUACGGAGAGAGGGAAACCCAAGCCGGGAGGUUUGAGUGAUCCUCGGCUUGGGACAAUUGAUCGAAAGAUGAAGUGUGAGACGUGUAUGGCUAACAUGGCUGAGUGUCCAGGGCAUUUUGGUCAUCUUGAGCUAGCUAAGCCUAUGUUUCAUAUUGGGUUUAUGAAACCUGUACUUAGUAUCCUUCGUUGUGUCUGCUUCAACUGCUCCAAAAUUCUGGCAGAUGAGGAGGAUCCCAAAUUCAAGCAAGCCAUGAGAAUCAGGAAUCCUAAAAACAGGCUGAGAAAGAUGUUGGAUGCCUGCAAAAAUAAAACAAAAUGUGAAGGAGGGGAUGAAAUUGAUGUACAAGGUCAAGAUUCGGAAACACCUGUCAAGAAGAGUAGAGGUGGCUGUGGUGCACAGCAGCCAAAAAUUUCAAUAGAUGGUAUGAAAAUGGUUGCUGAAUAUAAGAUGCAAAAGAAAAAGAGUGAUGACCCGGAGCAGAUGCCAGAACCAGUUGAAAGGAAACAACAACUCUCUGCUGAAAGGGUGUUGAGCAUACUGAAGAGGGUAAGUGACGAAGAUUGCUUGCUGCUUGGCCUUAACCCGGAGUAUGCUCGGCCAGAUUGGAUGAUUCUUCAAGCACUUCCUAUACCACCACCACCUGUUCGUCCCUCUGUGAUGAUGGAUACUUCGUCAAGGAGCGAGGAUGAUUUAACACAUCAACUGGCCAUGAUUAUUCGUCAUAACGAGAAUUUGAAGAGGCAGGAAAGGAAUGGGGCUCCGGCACACAUCAUUUCGGAGUUUGCACAGCUAUUGCAAUUUCAUAUAGCUACAUAUUUUGAUAAUGAUCUGCCUGGACAACCAAGAGCUACGCAAAGAUCAGGUAGACCUAUUAAAUCAAUAUGUAGUAGAUUAAAGUCAAAGGAAGGUCGGAUCAGAGGCAAUCUGAUGGGCAAGAGAGUAGACUUUUCUGCUAGGACAGUGAUCACUCCCGAUCCAACUAUUAACAUUGAUCAAUUGGGAGUUCCAUGGAGUAUUGCUCUGAAUCUCACUUAUCCAGAAACAGUGACACCAUAUAACAUUGAAAGGUUAAAGGAGCUUGUUGAAAAUGGACCUCAUCCACCUCCUGGUAAAACCGGGGCCAAGUAUAUAAUUAGGGAUGAUGGCCAAAGGCUUGAUCUCCGGUACUUGAAGAAGAGCAGCGAUCAGCACCUUGAACUAGGAUAUAAGGUUGAGAGGCACUUGAAUGAUGGGGAUUUUGUUCUCUUCAAUCGGCAACCGAGUUUACACAAAAUGUCUAUUAUGGGGCAUAGGAUCAAGAUCAUGCCAUACUCAACUUUCCGCUUGAAUUUAUCUGUCACUUCUCCCUACAAUGCUGAUUUUGAUGGUGACGAAAUGAACAUGCAUGUUCCCCAGUCAUUUGAAACCAGAGCUGAGGUGCUGGAGCUUAUGAUGGUCCCUAAGUGUAUUGUUUCACCCCAGGCAAAUAGGCCUGUAAUGGGUAUCGUCCAGGAUACCCUUUUAGGUUGCCGAAAAGUCACUAAAAGGGACACCUUUAUAGAAAAGGAUGUCUUUAUGAACAUCUUAAUGUGGUGGGAGGAUUUUGACGGGAAAGUACCCGCUCCAGCGAUUCUGAAACCAAGGCCACUUUGGACCGGAAAGCAAGUGUUUAACCUCAUCAUACCAAAACAAAUAAAUCUGUUAAGAUAUUCUGCAUGGCAUAAUGAUACAGAAAAAGGGUACAUAACUCCUGGAGAUACUCAAGUUAGAAUAGAGAAAGGGGAGUUGCUAUCUGGUACUCUCUGCAAAAAGACCCUUGGAACGUCCACUGGAAGUCUGAUUCAUGUUAUAUGGGAGGAGGUUGGGCCGGAUGCUGCUCGCAAGUUUCUGGGACAUACACAGUGGCUGGUUAAUUAUUGGCUUCUUCAGCAAGCUUUUAGCAUUGGAAUAGGAGAUACAAUUGCUGAUGCUUCAACCAUGGAGAAAAUUAAUGAAACUAUCUCGAAUGCAAAAGCCAAAGUCAAAGAACUUAUUAAAGCUGCUCAAGAGAAGCAAUUAGAAGCUGAACCAGGGCGAACUAUGAUGGAAUCAUUCGAGAACAGAGUGAAUCAGGUGUUGAAUAAAGCUCGUGAUGAUGCUGGAAGCAGUGCUGAGAAGAGUUUAUCAGAGAGCAAUAAUCUUAAAGCUAUGGUUACUGCUGGGUCCAAAGGAAGUUUUAUCAACAUAUCUCAAAUGACUGCUUGUGUGGGGCAACAGAAUGUUGAAGGGAAACGUAUUCCUUUUGGGUUCAUAGACCGUACUCUUCCUCAUUUUACCAAGGAUGAUUAUGGUCCAGAAAGUCGUGGUUUUGUGGAGAACUCAUAUCUCCGGGGACUGACCCCACAGGAGUUUUUCUUCCAUGCUAUGGGUGGUAGAGAAGGUCUAAUUGAUACUGCUGUAAAAACUUCUGAGACCGGGUACAUCCAGAGGCGGUUAGUGAAGGCCAUGGAGGAUAUAAUGGUCAAGUAUGAUGGUACUGUUAGGAAUUCAUUGGGUGAUGUUAUCCAGUUUCUGUAUGGAGAAGAUGGGAUGGAUUCUGUUUGGAUCGAGACGCAGAAGCUGGAUUCUCUGAAAGCAAAGAAAACAACAUUUGAUGACAUGUAUGCAUAUGAGAUCGAUGAUCCUAACUGGAACCCAAGUUACAUGUUGCCAGAAGCUGUCGAAGAUCUAAAAGGUAUUCGGGAGAUUCGUAGUGUGUUUGAUGCAGAGGUCCAGAAGCUUGAAGCUGAUAGACACCAGCUUGGGACAGAGAUUGCUGUAACGGGUGACAAUUCUUGGCCACUUCCUGUUAACAUUCAGAGGCUUGUCUUAAAUGCCCAAAAGACAUUUAAGAUAGAUUUCCGAAGACCCUCUGAUAUGCAUCCUAUGGAGAUUGUGGAAGCUGUUGAUAAGUUACAAGAGAGGCUUAAGGUUGUUCCUGGCGAUGAUUAUCUGAGCAUGGAAGCUCAAAAGAAUGCUACUCUUUUCUUCAAUAUCUUGCUCCGUAGUGCCUUGGCUAGUAAAAGGGUUCUGAAGGAGUAUAGGCUUAGUCGAGAGGCUUUCGAUUGGCUAGUUGGUGAGAUAGAGGCUCGCUUCUUGCAAUCCCUUGUCGCACCAGGAGAGAUGAUUGGCUGUGUUGCAGCACAGUCUAUUGGUGAGCCUGCCACACAGAUGACGCUUAAUACAUUUCAUUAUGCUGGUGUGAGUGCCAAGAAUGUUACUCUUGGUGUGCCCAGGUUGAGGGAGAUCAUCAAUGUUGCCAAGAAAAUCAAAACACCCUCUCUUUCUGUGUACUUGAAACCUGAGGUAGGCAAAACAAAAGAGAGGGCCAAAACCGUCCAGUGUGCCUUAGAAUAUACCACUUUGCGGAGCGUUACUCAAGCCACAGAAGUGUGGUAUGAUCCAGAUCCUAUGAGCACCCUUAUUGAGGAGGAUGUUGAAUUCGUCAAGUCAUACUAUGAAAUGCCCGAUGAAGAGAUUGACCCUGACAAAAUCUCCCCAUGGUUGCUUCGUAUAGAGUUAAAUCGUGAAAUGAUGGUGGAUAAGAAACUUAGCAUGGCUGACAUUGCUGAAAAAAUCAACCUUGAAUUUGAUGAUGACUUGACAUGCAUCUUUAACGAUGAUAAUGCUGAAAAGCUGAUCCUUCGAAUUCGUAUUAUGAAUGAUGAAGCUCCAAAAGGUGAACUGGAUGAAUCUGCUGAGGAUGAUGUAUUCCUUAAGAAGAUAGAGAGUAACAUGCUUACAGAGAUGGCUCUCCGGGGAAUUCCAGAUAUUAAUAAAGUGUUCAUAAAGAAUAGUAAGGUGCAGAAGUUUGAUGACAAUGAAGGAUUUAAAGCAGAAAAUGAAUGGAUGUUGGACACUGAGGGUGUGAAUCUCUUGGCUGUUAUGACGCAUGAAGAUGUUGAUGCAAGUAGAACGACAAGUAAUCACUUGAUUGAAGUUAUUGAAGUUCUUGGUAUUGAGGCAGUUCGUAGAGCAUUGCUGGAUGAGUUGAGGGUCGUCAUAUCUUUUGAUGGGUCCUAUGUGAACUACCGACAUUUGGCCAUAUUGUGUGAUACCAUGACCUACCGUGGUCAUUUAAUGGCCAUUACUCGUCAUGGUAUUAACAGGAACGACACUGGUCCUAUGAUGAGAUGCUCAUUUGAGGAGACGGUGGACAUUCUUCUCGAUGCUGCUGUAUAUGCAGAAUCAGAUUACUUGAGGGGUGUAACAGAAAAUAUCAUGUUAGGUCAGCUUGCACCAAUUGGCACGGGAGGCUGUUCUUUGUACCUCAAUGAGGAGAUGUUGAAACAAGCUAUCGAGAUUCCAUUGCCUAGCUACAUGGAAGGUGGUCUUGAAUUUGGCAUGACACCUGGACGUUCACCUAUCAGUGGAACCCCAUAUCAUGACGGAAUGAUGUCUCCAAGUUAUUUGCUGAGCCCAAAUAAUAUGCGGAUGUCACCGAUUACAGAUGCUCAAUUUUCUCCUUAUGUGGGCGGAAUGGCUUUCUCUCCUACUUCAUCCCCUGGAUACAGCCCGUCGUCUCCUGGUUACAGCCCAUCAUCCCCUGGUUACAGCCCGACCUCUCCAGGUUACAGCCCCACUUCCCCUGGUUACAGCCCCACCUCCCCUGGGUACAGCCCCACUUCCCCCACUUAUAGCCCAAGCUCCCCUGGCUACAGCCCGACAAGUCCAGCAUAUUCUCCAACCAGUCCGUCAUAUUCACCCACAUCACCCAGUUAUAGCCCAACAUCUCCGAGUUAUAGCCCUACAUCUCCUAGUUAUAGCCCAACAUCGCCUAGCUAUAGCCCUACUUCUCCUGCUUACAGUCCCACUUCGCCUGCAUACAGCCCUACUUCUCCUGCCUAUAGCCCUACUUCUCCAUCUUACAGCCCCACUUCGCCAUCUUACAGCCCCACUUCGCCAUCAUACAGCCCCACCUCGCCUUCAUACAGCCCCACCUCGCCUUCAUAUAGUCCGACUUCUCCAUCAUAUAGUCCGACUUCUCCUGCAUACAGUCCUACCUCCCCUGGUUACAGCCCAACAUCUCCCAGUUACAGCCCAACAUCACCAUCAUACAGUCCUACAUCACCAAGUUACAAUCCCUCGGCGAGAUACAGCCCCUCCCUUGCAUAUUCGCCAACCAGUCCGAAGCUGUCUCCUUCUAGUCCAUACAGCCCAUCAUCUCCAAGUUACAGUCCAACGUCACCUUCGUACUCUCCAACAUCUCCAUCAUAUUCUCCUUCAAGCCCAACCUACAGUCCCAGCAGCCCAUACAACAACUCAGGUACAAGUCCAGAUUAUAGUCCCAGUUCUCCACAAUACAGUCCAAGUGCAGGGUACUCACCAAGUGCUCCUGGCUAUUCACCAUCAUCUACUAGCCAGUACACCCCACGCAUAAGUGAGAAAGACAACAAAAGUGUCAAAGAUGACAAGACUGGUUAAUCAUUAGGAUAACACAAAGUUGUAUUGCUUUUCACUUUAAGCUUUCAGUGGCGAAACUGGCCCAUUAGUCAUUACUGUGCUUUCUGGAGCAUAAGAUUGAAUGACACUGGACAUUGUAAAAUAUUUUUCGAAGAAUGCUGGUUUUGUUCAAGUUUGUGGGUUCCUCUUUUUCGGUUGAGAAUGCUUUGGAUAGGGGGUAGGGAGUAAGCAUGGUCUCUUUUAUUGAGAUCAAAUUGUAUCAAUGGGUGAUUCGUCUCAAUGGUAUGUUACAUUUUGGAGAUUGGAAAUGAAUUAAUCGGGUUCCACUUUUCAACGGAAACCCGAAUAGUGCAACCUGCAA